GCCCGAGCAAAGUUCAUCGGUUACAUAAAGUAGGUAGUGGUCAAAAGGUUGGUAACUGUUGAAGAUGAAGGAGGUUUUUUACGUUUUAUGCGCUAUUGCCAUUGCUGCGUGUGCCGAAGAUGACGCCCAGACGAACUCCACUGCCAUCGCUGAUCAGUCGAUCGAUUUCAUGAAGUACCUAAUGAAACGGUACAAGGUUAAGGAACACUGGAUGACCGUGCCGCUUGACCACUUCAAUUUGUUCGACAAUCGCACUUGGCAGAUGAGGUACCUCGUCAGUGAGCGGCUCUUUAAACCGGGGGGUCCGAUCAUUAUCGAGGUCGGAGGCGAAUGGACGAUAGACGGAACCAGUCUAAUUAUGGGCAGCUUAGCCGAACUGGCCAGGGAUCACCAUGGCAUGCUCGUCGAGACCGAGCAUCGGUACUAUGGGGAAAGUCUGCCGUUCGGGAAGAACUUUACGGUUGAACAGUACAAAUAUUUGCAAAUGGAGCAGGCCUUGGAGGAUAUCGCCUACUUUAUCGAGAAGUUCAAGGCUGCCAACCCCGCUCUGAAUAACAGCAAGGUUAUCAUUCACGGCUGCUCCUACCCGGGGAUGUUGGUGACUUGGAUGAGAAUCAGGUUUCCGCAUAUUGUCGACAUCUCGUACGCGUCUAGCGCUCCACUUGGCGUAGGCUUGGACUACCCAGAAUUCUUCGAGGUUGUCAAUGACGUCUAUGCAAAUGUCAGCGGAGAAUGCAUCGAAACAGUCAGGGUGGGCUUUAACGAAACCACGCACCUGCUCAAAACCCAUGACGGAAGGACCAAAGUGCGCGAAGCCUUCAAGGGCUGGACUUGCGGAGACAUUGACGAAAUGAAUUCGAUGGAAAUUCUCGGAAAGAUAAUCAUGGUCCUGAACGUCAUGCACGACCCCUCCCAGUACGAGGAAGUCGCCUGUCUGUCGAUGUCGCUCGACGACGACGAGCUGAAGGCGUUCCAGCGCCUGGCCAACUUUAUCACGCUGAAAUCCAAGCACAUCGCCAGCUGCAAGAGCGAGGCAAGCGCCGAGCCGGACAUUAACAGCAAAUCCUGGGCCUACCAGACGUGCACCGAAAUGGGGACGUUCCAAACGCUGAACCGGAAGAACUCGCACCACCCCUUCGAGAUGGACAUGAGCGUCGAGGAGUCGGUGCAGGAGUGCGUCGGCGAAUUCGGCGGAGUUGUUACAGAGCACGUCUUGCGAACGGGAAUUGAGCGCGUGAUUCGAAGAUACGGUGGCAAAAAGCCGAAAGUGACGAAGGUAGUUUCGAUUCAGGGAACGCACGAUCCGUGGAAGCAUCUGGCCCACCUGGAGGAUUACGGACCGGAAGCUCCCGUCUGGGUUAUUGAUGGAUCGCACUGCGCCGACGUCACGCCUCGCGACGACGAUUCGGAACAGGUUGUCGAGGUUCGUGCCAGGGUGAAGAAUUUAAUUACCAAAUGGCUGAAGGAAAUAUCUCCGGAAGAAGAAGAAGAAAAAGAAGAAGUGUAGAUAGAUUAAAUCGAUGUUUUAUUGUACUUGAUCUGUCCAAUUGUGACUUGACUAAUAAUUCGUACUUUUUCGA
Messenger RNA from Photinus pyralis (common eastern firefly), 1580 nucleotides. Its product is annotated as thymus-specific serine protease-like. Gene Ontology annotation, biological process: proteolysis. NCBI's taxonomy places the organism in Eukaryota, Metazoa, Arthropoda, Insecta, Coleoptera, Lampyridae. Gene Ontology annotation, molecular function: serine-type exopeptidase activity; dipeptidyl-peptidase activity. The coding region runs from base 65 to 1507 and encodes 480 amino acids. The transcript is spliced from 7 exons. The record is from RefSeq and is a predicted model, not a curated record.